Messenger RNA from Daldinia decipiens, 567 nucleotides. RefSeq lists its product as uncharacterized. The record is from RefSeq and is a predicted model, not a curated record. The transcript has 5 exons. NCBI's taxonomy places the organism in Eukaryota, Fungi, Ascomycota, Sordariomycetes, Xylariales, Hypoxylaceae. The coding region runs from base 1 to 567 and encodes 188 amino acids.
AUGUCGAGCGGCAAAACCUGGACUCCGCAGGAGAAGCUUGAAUUCCUUCUCCAGGUUAUUGAUCGUAUGCACCCAACUGGCAAGGGUAUUCCCUUUGGCGAGCUUAACAUGCCCGGCCGUACAAUCAGAAGCCUCCGGGGGGCUUGGACAAACCUCCGUGCUGAGGCAGCUGCUUACCGCAAUGGUAAUAAGAAGAACGACAAUGACAGCGGCCAGGAAACCGAAGCUGAAGCCGAAGCCGCUACUGCCACCAACGGUAGUCGUAGCAAAAAUAAGACAUCUACCAAACCAAUUGAAUCUCCCCGCCGUGGCUCCCGUCGGAGAACUCAGAGGAGAACCUACUCCGAAUUGAUUAGUGACGAUGAGGAGGAGGAUAAGGUCUCCGUCAAGAAAGCUCGUCUUUCGUCUGAUGACGAGAAAGAGGAGGAAGACUCCAAUGUAGACGCUGUCACCGCUACCAAGAACAGGCCUGUCCGUUCCACUAGGGGUGCCAAGAAUGGAGAGCCAAAGGUCAAGCUCGAGGAACCUGUGGGCGACGACGGUGUCGAAUAUGAAGGUGAGGCAUGA